Messenger RNA from Anthonomus grandis grandis, 1206 nucleotides. RefSeq names its product transcriptional adapter 1-like. Gene Ontology annotation, molecular function: transcription coactivator activity. Gene Ontology annotation, cellular component: SAGA complex. Gene Ontology annotation, biological process: regulation of transcription by RNA polymerase II. Bases 40 to 987 code for a protein of 315 amino acids. The record is from RefSeq and is a predicted model, not a curated record. The transcript is spliced from 6 exons. Lineage: Eukaryota; Metazoa; Arthropoda; Insecta; Coleoptera; Curculionidae.
UUUGACACAAUUCCUAAAUUAAUUAAUUAUUUUUGUAUUAUGUUUAUGCUUGUAAAUAAACAAAAAUUUUUGAAAGUGAUUACUUUAAACACAAUCAUGGACGUUAAUGAAGCCCGAAGAAAUCUAGAACUGGCACUGGGCGACUUAAAACCACAAUAUUUUGCCUUCCUGAGGCAGUGGUUUUUGUUCAAUCCGACCUUAACAAAGGAAGAAUUCGAUUCAAAAGUCAGAAAUCUAUUUUAUAAUGAAGAGCAAAUCAGUUGUCACAAUAAUUUUUUAUUGGGAAUACUAAACAAAGCAAGUUCCACCGCUAAAGUUAAACCAGUAAGGCAGCUGCAUAGCUCGGGUUGUUUUGAACCUGCAGCAUACACAAAGUAUGUCCAUGCAAAAAACCCAGAAACCCUUCCAUCAAAUUUUACAUAUCCAAAGGCAGCCACAGAACUCUUUACACCUUAUAGUGGAUUUAUAUUAUGUAGAAUUAAUAUUGUGGCAUGGGAGUGUGGCAUGGAAAAAGCCGAGGAUGAAGUCACACAGAUAGUUAGUCAUGCUUGCAAGGAUUUUCUUAAAAACAUUAUCACCGCAAUGGUAACAAAAGCCAAAGGAUACAAAAUAAGAGAUGGCAAAUUCCAGUAUGGUUUCAACAUGCCUAUUCCUGAUCCAUUUCUCAGAAACUCCAACAAUAUAGAAGAUGAAACAUUGCAGUCUAAUAUUACAAUUAAUGAAAAUGGCAUUUUGCCUAAGGCCAAAACAUCCUUAGAAAGAACAAUGAGCAAUAGGGCUUUUGCAUAUGCAGCAAGCAAAAAUGUAAAAACUGGAGUAACACUAAGCACCAAGUUGCUUUAUGCCACUAUAAGGGAUAAUCCAACACUAUUGGGACAACAUGGUAUUCACAGUGUGCAAACAUUAAAGCUUAGUUUGCAUGAUUUUGAUGAUCUAACAAGUGAUGAAGAUGAGGAACUAUUUUCGGAUAAUGAGAAUUUUGCGUGAUUCAAAGAAUUGAAGUAAAAAUGAAACAAUACAUUGUUGGAUGCAGAAAAGGUGAUUUUAUUAUAACGAAUUUUGGUUUUAAUCAGACCAAUGGAUGAUCAAAGAACGCCGAUUUUUAAAAAAAAGGAGAGCUAUAGGAUUAUCUUUAAUAAGAAGAAUGCUAAUUUUUUAUAUAAUUUGAUUUAUUAAUAAUUGUAAAAGAAAUUAAGCAAUUACUUA